Microplitis mediator is the source of this 7522-nucleotide messenger RNA. RefSeq names its product methyltransferase-like protein 22. Gene Ontology annotation, cellular component: nucleus. Gene Ontology annotation, molecular function: protein methyltransferase activity. The transcript has 8 exons. Gene Ontology annotation, biological process: protein methylation. The record is from RefSeq and is a predicted model, not a curated record. Bases 1088 to 1924 code for a protein of 278 amino acids. Lineage: Eukaryota; Metazoa; Arthropoda; Insecta; Hymenoptera; Braconidae.
GUAAUAACUUUUAAAUAAAUCUAAUAAACGUUUUAUAAUUUUUAAAAAUUAAUUGGACGGUUAAAUAUUUAAUAGUCUAGUUUUAAUUACUAAGUAAUCAAGUAGCGGCGAGUUAUGAAUGAUACGCCUGGAGAAACCGACUGAGGAAUGAAAAAAAAGACAACGGAGCUACACAUAUAUAUAAUAUAUAUAUAUAUAUAUAUAUAUAAAUGUAUACGGACAAGCGCGAACACGGCGGAAGAUCACAGCAACGCGUGGCAACUUUAGUACAUCGUGGUAAUCUCUGAUUGGUUUGCCGCUUCAGCCACGAAAACACUUUUCCAAUUUAAGAAUAUCCUUUAGGCAACAAUCAUUUUUUUUUUAAUUAUGCCGCUAAAAAAAAAUUAACAUAUCGAUAAUUAUCUUUACUUAAUUUUACAAAGACGUAAAUAUUUUAUUGAGACGAUUAAAUAAUUAAAUUGAUAAAAUUAUCAGCGAGUUAAUUAAUUGUUGAUAUUAAAUAAUUGUUUGUUGGUUUAAUAACUUUUUUAAUUGUUGCAAUAAAGAUUUUUUUAUUUUAUUACUGAGACGUUUUGAUGAUAACUUGACGGAGAACACAUGCGCGGGAUCAUAACCUAAAAUUUUGAAUAUUUAAAUAGUAAACAAAAAUAGAAUUGUUUAUUUGAAAUGAAGUCCAGUAAAUUCAAAUUGGAACAAAAAUCUAUUGGUAAUGGAAUUUAAAAUUGCCGCCUUUGGAUUUAUUAUAGAAAUUAAUCCAAUUCAAAUGUAAACUUAUUGCUGACAAAACGAGAGUUGACUUGAAAUGGGCAACUAAAAGCGGGUCUGGCCACUAGGGCGCAUGGAUGCUCAAUAUGACGUCAUAGAAUUCAAACUGAAGACUGAUGAUAAAUUUCAAAAAAAUUUUCUAAAUCCAAUGAUUUCCUGUGAUAUUAAAAAAAAAACUGAAAUAGAAAAAAGAUAAACCUUGACCUGUUGGCGUCAAGCCACAAAAGUUAUAUAUCGCACUUAAUUUAGUUAAAUAUAUUUUAUAAGAUAAUAUUUUUCUUAAUCCGAUAACAGUAAGUCAGCAGUAAUUAAUUUUUUUGAUAUGUCUAACUUCAGGGUCACUUCAGAAAUACAUACGGAAAAUCGUAAUGUAACUCCAUCGAAUGAAAAAAAUAAUUCUACGAUUUCGAAAUUCAUGUUUAAUUAUCCAGUUCAUAUGUUGAAUUUAAAAAAUAAGGAGAUAAAAUAUGAUAGUGAUGAAGAUUUAAUUUUAGACAGAACGAAGACAGGCCAACUUUUUAUUGAGCACAGUAUUUCUACAGAACUUCAACUAGUCGGAUUACAAGUUUGGCGAGGCGCAUUUUUGUUAGCUGAUUAUAUUUUUGAUAAUCCUAAAAUAUUUAAAAAUAAAAAUAUCAUAGAAUUAGGAUCCGGCGUGGGGCUGACAAGUAUCGUUGCAAGUAUGCUCGCUCAUCAAGUCACUUGUACCGACAUAAAUUCCCACGGAAUUAUUGAGUUAAUAAAAAGAAAUUUCGAGCGAAAUUCUCGAUACAUUAAAGCUAAAUUCGAUGUCAUGGAGUUGAACUUCUUAGACUGCAACUGGUCGUCAGAUUUGACGGAAAAAAUAUUAGAAACGACAAUUAUUCUAGCUGCGGAUGUAAUUUACGAUAAUGAAAUAACCGAAGGAUUCGUUGAUACUCUGAGCAAACUUUUGGAUUCGGAUACUAAACGAACAGCAUACGUUGCAUUGGAAAAACGUUUCGUAUUUACAAUAGCAGAUUUAGAUUCUGUUGCUCCGAUGUAUGAAGAAUUUAUGCGUUGUAUUGCUCGACGUAAUUUAAAUUGGAAAAUUGAAAAUAUAAAUAUCGAUUUUCCUCAGUAUUUUCAAUACAACCGUAAUGAGCAAUUGAUUUUAAUGAAAAUUUAUAGCAAAAAUUAACUGAUGAAAAGAUUAUAGUUCAAUUUAAUAAUCUCUAUUUUAUAGAAAAAAAAAAAAAAAAAAAAAAAAAAAAUUAUAGAAAAAUCAACUAAACUUAAUUUUAAAAGAAUUUGAAAUUUUUAUGAGUAAUUUUAUGAACUACAAGAAAAAAAAUUAAAUUCAGAGAAGGAAUUUUUUUAUUCAUUACAAUUAAACUCUGAUUAAAAACUCCGAUUGAAACUCAAUCGGAUUUCUAUCAGAUUCAAUCGAAAUCAAACAUUCAGUCAGAAUUACUCGAGAGCCGGCCCUGGUGGAAAUUUUUCGGACUUUUCUCUGAAAAACUCUGAAAAAGUCUUUAGGACUUUAGAACCGAGUUUUUCAGAGAAAAUUCCGAAAAAUUUCCGUCAGGGGGGACUCGGAUUUAAUUGGAAAAUAAUAAUUGCACACCUCAAUCGCGAAAGCGUUAGGUGUGUUUUACUGUCACUCUCUCACUCUCGGCCCUUUCACUGACUUUAAAUCCUCUCUACUUUCUUUAUAGUACGUCCCUCGCGGUUUUGCGAAUGCCGUAAAAAUGCCGUAAAUUUUCGGCAUUUAUACACAUGCCGUAAAUUUACCGUAAUAAUUUGGUAAUAAUAUGGUUAUAUUGGCCAGUUUUUUUGCUGUACUUAUACUGUAGAGUUACCAGAUUAUUAUAGUAAAAUUACUAUAAAAAUGCCGAACUGUUACCAAAAAAAUGCCGUAAAAAAACUAUAAAAAUGCCGAACUUUUACGGAAAAAAUGCUAUAUAAAUACCGCAAUAAUGCGAUAAUUUUAUAAUAAUAAAAUCGUAUUUUUUUGGUAAUUAUACCGUAGAUAUCCUGCGAUUUUGCCAGAUUUAUCCUGAUAUAAUGAAAAAUUGUAAAAAAUUUGGUUUUAUUUUAUAUUUGCUUCUGCGGUUAAAAUCAUCGAAAAUGUGCAAAGUGUAAAAUUUUAUAUUUUAUUCUAUUAGUUCACACAUUUCUUAUUGAAACAAAAGAAUGUAAGUGAAAAUAAGAAUCCGGGAAAAUUGAGGUUUUCAAUUUUCUUAAGUUUGUUUGUAUAGAUAUAAAUACAAUUAGUAUCAACUCUCGAAUAAGCGAUUUGGCAUAAUGGUUAGCAGAUCAGGCUUUAAAUCAUUAGGACUCGCGAUCGAUCCCACGAGUUGGCGGGUUUUUUUUUUUUUUUUUUUUCAUGACAGUUAUUGUACAUAUAACUUUAUAAUGUUAUAUAUAAUUAUAUAUAAUUAAAUAAAAUUUUAUAUAAUUAUAUAUAAUUUUUGUUCCGGGUAGAACGGUUUAAUGCUGCAAAAAUGCCGAAAAUAUGCUGUAUAAUUACGGUUUUGAUGCUGUUAAAAUACCGUAUUUUUUCUGUUUUAUUACCGUAAAUAUUCUGAAUUUUUUUCGUAAAUUUUUGGUAGUAAUGCGGCAAAAAAACUGGCCAAAAUAACUUGAAUAAUACCAUAUUUGUGCAGUAUUUAUACCGUAUAAUUCCGGUAUUAUUUCGGUAUUUCCAAAACCGCGAGGGACACCAAAGUUGUUAGUGAUAUAUACCAUUUUAAAGGAAAUUUAUUAAGGAACAUUUUUCAAUGCAGUCCUUAUUUGAUUAAUGAUGUGAUUAAUUAAAAAAAAAUGAUUUAGUCCGAAGCCCUCAGUGCGUCAAUUGUGGUGUUCGGACUCGUCUAAACAAGAUAACUUUCGAAAAGCAAGACUUAUCGACUUAGUUUUUUUUUUAUUAUCUGUGUAUUUCUGAUCACAAGAACCCUUUCAAAAAUUACUAUUUGAAUCCUUUUUGUUUUGGUGUAAUUAAUAAAAAACGUGAAAACUGAUUCUUCGUGAAAAAUUUAGCUGCUAUUUUUACUGUUGUUAUUAUUUUUUUCAUUGUUUCUCUCUAUCAACUACUAGUGGCAGCACUAGCGUAUCAAUAUGUUUGAAAAAAAGCGACAUUUAAGACAAAACAAAGCGGGAUAUUUAGAAAAAAAUGUUAGUAAAAAAAUAUUAAACUGAAAAUAAGAAAUAAAAAUAACAAAAUCAAAUUGAUAAUUUGUAAGUUGAAUAAAAGUUCAUAAUAAAAAAAAAAUAUAUUAAUAUUAUAUAAUAAUAAAAGUAAUGAUUAAUAAAAAUAAAUUGUGCGAUUGAGGUGUGCACUUUUAGAUUUUCCAACAUUUUUUUUUUCCAAUUAUUUUCCGAUUUUCGAGUAGCUGUCAAUCGAAUUCAUUCAAAACUUUCUGAUUAAAAUUUUCCAAUUGAAAUAUUUUAGAGGAAAAAAAAAUAAAAUAAAAUAAACUAAAAAAAUUAGCGAAAUUCAAUUUUAAGAUCAAAAAGACAAAUCGAAAAAAAAAAAUUGUAUUAAACUUUGAAAAGAAUUUUUUUUCUAUUCAUUACAAUUAAGGUAAAGGAUCCAGUUAUUGACCUUAGAAGUUCUGCAGUUGACAUUAUUUGAAAAUCCAAAAGUGCACGCCUCGAACGCUCAUGUUAUGUUUUUUUUUAAAAGUUAAAUUUCGAAUAAAAUUGAAUAUCCCGCUCUUUUCCCAUAGAAAUUUCCAUGGUAAAUAUACGGUAAUAAAAGUAAAAAAAAAAAUAAAUAAGGAGAACAUUCCUAAUGAAAAAUGGCGGCAGUGUGUGUUUGUUUACAUGUAAGAUUGCCGGUUUUAACCGUAAUGAUUUAUUUUUAAAAAAACGAGAAGGCCUACAGUAGUGAUUUUCGAAAGGAACCUUCUUUGCUUAUUUCUGAAAAUUUUGAAAAAAAAAUUAAGUAGUUUCGUCAAGUCGUUCUCGAGAUAUCCGUACCACGCCGUUUUUUUGAACCACAGACUAAUGGACGUCCACGAUAAAUUUUUUUUAAUGAACUUUUUUUUAUAUUAAUACAUAUUGGACAAAUUAAAAAAAGUAUCAGGAUUAUUCAUUAGUGUUUCAGCAUUAUAUUGAUGUGCUUUUCAUAAUGUGUAAGAGUAAUAGAAAAAAAAUAUAUGCACUUUAAUGAGUGGAAAUCGUGUGACCUUGACAGGUCGGUUAUAAAGCACAACCUCUCCGCUUCGCUUCCGAGGCGUGCAAUAGUAAAAUAUAAGUUAAAAAUUAAACUUGUAUUGAAAACAAUAAUUUUAUAAAUUAGUUAUUUCCGAACAAGAUACUAAACGUUAGUUAAUUACUAGGAUAGAACUAGUAAAUUAACUGGAUUUUUUUAAAGUAAAUCCUACAGAAAUCAAUUAUUGACCCUCGAAAAGUCUCGUGUUUAAGUCUUUGACCCUCGAAUAUCAGUUGGUGACCCAAAUAUUUAACAGUAUUAUUAUCAUUAAUUACGGCGAUUAUCAUUAAAUAGAUGAAAGUCGUUAUUUUUGUAAAAUUUAAAUAAUUGCUAUUAAAGAAUCUGAACAUCGGUUGGCCCUGUGAGCCAGCCCCAAAACUUCCCGCUGUUUUAGAGCUCCUUGAGCUCAAGGAGCUCGGAAACAUUAUUGCGAAUAAAUUUUCGAGCUCUUCAAGCUUGAAAAUACUUUUAAGUGCAAUUGUUUUUAAUGAGCUUUUCAAGCUCAGACAAGUUACGUUUUAUGUGGAAAUUUGAAAAUUUAAGAAUCGAAAAUAAUGAAAGAACAAUCGUUUUUUAAAUUUUUAUUCACGAUUAUGUUCAAUAAAAUCAAUGUAUUGAAGCAGAAAUCAAUGUCAGUGAUCAAAAUAAGGAUUUAAAUGAGUUUGGACACAGGUCAGAGCGUUAAUAUAAAAAUAAUAACAUAUUGUUUAAAAUUUCAAACUUUGCCACAGUGUUUUACGAGCAUUCAUUUGUCGUCUCAAUAAUUCGUCUCUGAAAAGAUCUGUGACCUGAGAUAUUAAAAUGAAAAUAAACAAUAAUUUUUGUAAAAUACACUGUGAAAAAUCUGGAGUGAAUCCAGAUUGAAAUUAAAUCCGAAUUCAAUCCGCCACUCGGAGUUCCGGAGUUUUAAAAAAAAUCACUCCGCAUGCGGAGUGAAUUGGGAGUUUUUUUUAGCGGAGUGAUCUCGGAGUGAUGCGGAUUUUAUUUCACUCCCAAUUCACUCCGGUCCGGAGUUUUAACAUUUAAAUUAAUUUAUAUUAGACUGUUAAACAGCGUGUGUGUGCGAGUGCGUGCGUGCGGGUGUCUGUGGGCGCGUGUCUGUGGAUGUGUGUGUAUACGUGAGUGCAUGAGCGAGUGUUCAAAUGUGUGCGUGUGUGUGCGAAUAUGUCCAUGUGUGUGUUCGGGUGUGUGCGCGUGUGUUUGGGUAUGUGCGCCUGUGUGCGUGCGUGUGUGUGUGUGUGUGCGUAUCAUUUGAUCAGUACUGUAAUACGCGAAUUUUUAUUUCGAUUUUACUUAGUGGAGUUAUAUUUUAUUAAUAAUUUUUUUAAACCUCCCCUCCGGAGUGAAUUUCACUCCGGAGGGAUUAAAUUAAUAACAAAUUAUCCACUCCGCGAAAACUCCCCUACGGAGUGAAGUUCACAAUUAAAAAUUCAUUCACUCCGCAUUCACUACGGAUUUAAUCCGCAUUCACUCCGCGAAUUUUUUACAGUGUAGCAAAUCAUAAAUCAGCUUAGAAAUUGGAUAAUACAGUACCCAGACAGCAUUCAAGUCGGAAUAAUUGCUUUACUUGGUCUUUUUGAAGGCGUCCUCAAGAAGUCUUAUAAUGACUUCUUAAAGUUGUCAUUUCCAAGAACUCUUAAUUAAGAGUUCUUCAAGACUCCAUAAAUAAGACGUCAGUUUUGUGACGUCUAAAUGUAUUCUACUUUUAACUUUUUUAUGAAGUCAAAAUUAGGAGCUCCUAAAGACGUCAUAGUAAGUUCAUACGGAACUCUUAUUUGCGCAGUCAGAAAAAAGAACUCUUUUUAAAGACGUCUUACUGAGUUCGCUAGGUGGCUCAUUCGACAUCUUGAGAACUUCUUAAAGACUUCUUUAAGAUGUUGACAAGACGUCCAAAUCAUAAAUAGGAACUCAUUCAGAACUCAUCAAGACGUCAUUUUCCUAUCUGGGUAAGAGUUUAAUCUCUAUAAAUAUUCCUUCACAAACUGUGACUUUAGGUAAUAAAAUUACUCUUGUAAAAAAUUAUAUUAAUGUAUAAAAUUGCCAUUUGGCCUGUGCCUUGGCAUAAAAAUUAAUAAAUAAAUAAAAUUAAAUAAAUCAGAUAUAAAGUAUCAGAGGAAAGUGUUAAAAACGGUGUUUUUUAAAUUUGUUUUUGAUAAUGUUAUUUUAACUAAAGAACGGGUUGCAUCAAAUUAUGUGGGGAUUGAGAAAAACCUUUUGAAGACAAAGACUUAAUAUGAUUUUGAACAAAUUUUGUUACAUUAUCGUGGAUAUAUUUUAAAAUAAUUAACCGAUUUUGAUGUUCAAUGUGGCAAUCGGUGCGUUAUAUUGAGUUCUAGAGCUAAUAAAAUUUGACGAUUUCUUUCGCCAUCAAUAUUUCUUUAACGAAUUAACCGAUUGAGAUCUGAUUACACUUUGGAAUUGAUCCAUCGAGCCAUUUCUGAAUAAUUCCAAAAAAACUAAAAAAAAAGAAAUCUGGGCGUCGGUUGGCCCUGCGGGCCAGCCCCAAAACUUUCCGCUGUUUCCAAGCUCAAGGAUCACAACUGGAUUAACAUUCACGUACUAAUUAAAUGUAAAAAAAAA